Dufourea novaeangliae is the source of this 1381-nucleotide messenger RNA. It is a transcript of the gene Rnmt, whose product is annotated as mRNA cap guanine-N7 methyltransferase. Gene Ontology annotation, cellular component: nucleus. Gene Ontology annotation, molecular function: mRNA 5'-cap (guanine-N7-)-methyltransferase activity. The record is from RefSeq and is a predicted model, not a curated record. Gene Ontology annotation, biological process: 7-methylguanosine mRNA capping. The coding region runs from base 56 to 1327 and encodes 423 amino acids. Lineage: Eukaryota; Metazoa; Arthropoda; Insecta; Hymenoptera; Halictidae. The transcript is spliced from 7 exons.
CCAACUUCGUAAAAUGGAGCUAUUUUAACGUGACACAAUUGUCUCCUGUAUCGAAAUGUCCGCCUCUUCCACUGAAACAACAAAGGAGGCCAAAGAAAAACAAGAUGCGGUGUCGACAGAAGAAGACUCUGCUAAGCCGUCCUGUGAGUCAAAUUCACAAACAUUGUGUUCGAAGAGAAAGCGGGAGAAUGAAACAAAUGACAAAACGAGCGCAGAAGAUACAAAUAAAAGGAGGAAACUAUCUCCAGAACCAGAAUCAUCUAAGCUGAACAAUAUUCCUUCUGACUUAUCUAGUGGCAGUAGUAGAAGUAAUAAAGUACCAUCUGAAACAGAAGCACAUAAAGGAAAUACAGUAUUAGUUGCAAAGUAUUAUAACUCAUUAGAAAACAACGAUGUUGCAACCAGGAGUCAGAGUCGUAUCUUAUACAUGAGAAACUUUAACAAUUGGAUUAAGAGCAUGUUUAUACUGGAACAUUUUGAGAAAAUAAAGCAGAACAAAGUGCACGGGUCUUCGUUAAGGGUGUUAGACAUGUGUUGUGGAAAAGGAGGAGACUUAUUUAAAUGGAAGAAAGAACGUAUAAAACACGUGGUUUGUGCUGAUGUAGCUGAAUUAUCUGUUGAGCAAUGUCAACAACGUUACAAUGACAUGUUGAAUAAAAGCUAUCAUAACAGAGGAUUCAAUCCGAUUUUCACUGCUGAAUUUAUAGUGGCUGACUGUACAAAGGUUCGAUUACGAGGAAAGUAUAAGGAUCCUAGUAUACAGUUUGAUUUGGUCAAUUGUCAAUUUGCAUUCCACUAUAGCUUUGAGACCUUGGAACAAGCAGAAUGUAUGUUGAAAAACGCUAGCGAAUGUCUGAAGACAGGAGGCUACUUUAUUGGGACUAUUCCAGAUGCAUAUGAUCUAGUUUCUAGGUGGCAGAAAUGCGACGGUAAUAAAUUUGGAAAUGAAAUUUAUAAUGUCGAAUUUUUAUGCGAUAAAGAGAAGCCACCACUUUUCGGCGCUAAAUACAACUUUCAUUUAGAAGGUGUUGUCGAUUGUCCAGAGUUUCUUGUUCAUAUGCCUACGUUUCGCAAACUGGCUUCGAAAUUUGGUUUAGAACUAGUGAAAUUUGAAAGAUUCGAGGACUAUUAUGAACAUAUGAAAGGUGAAGGUAGAUCACUACUUGGUAAGAUGCAAGCUUUGGAAAUGUAUCCACCACGUCAUGAUGUGCCGCUUCUUGGCCAGUCUACGCAGGACUAUCAGCAUGCAGUACAAUAUAUGCAAAAUGUACCAGAUCAUCGCAAAAUCGGGACUUUAUCUCAGACAGAAUGGGAAGCUAUUUGUUAGUAUACAAAAAUUAUUUUGAUUCAUAUACAAGAACUUUUAUUAGUGUUUCUUCAA